Vigna radiata var. radiata (mung bean) is the source of this 1460-nucleotide messenger RNA. RefSeq names its product naringenin,2-oxoglutarate 3-dioxygenase. The record is from RefSeq and is a predicted model, not a curated record. The coding region runs from base 139 to 1236 and encodes 365 amino acids. The transcript is spliced from 3 exons. Lineage: Eukaryota; Viridiplantae; Streptophyta; Magnoliopsida; Fabales; Fabaceae.
CAUGCUCUUAAACACCACCCAAUCUUCCAUUCUCAUACCAAUCCUUCAACCCUCUGCAUUCUAUUUAAGCUUCUCCGCACUCACAAACUCCUCAGUCCCACACCGCUCGCAACACACAAAAAAACUCAUUUCAUCGCCAUGGCCCCCACAGCCAAGACUCUAACAUACCUAGCGCAGGAGAAAACCCUGGAAUCCAGCUUCAUCAGGGACGAGGACGAGCGCCCCAAGGUUGCCUACAACCAAUUCAGCGACGAGAUCCCCGUUAUUUCUCUCGCCGGAAUCGACGACGUCCAUGGCCGCAGACAAAACAUUUGCGAAAAAAUUGUCCAGGCUUGCGAGAAUUGGGGUAUUUUUCAGGUUGUUGAUCACGGUGUCGACCAAAAACUCAUCUCCCAAAUGACUCGUCUCGCCACCCAGUUUUUCGCUUUGCCGCCGGAGGAGAAGCUUCGCUUUGACAUGUCCGGUGGUAAAAAAGGUGGCUUCAUUGUCUCCAGCCAUCUCCAAGGGGAGUCGGUGCAAGACUGGAGAGAGAUGGCGAUAUACUUUUCGUACCCAAUCAAAGCAAGGGACUAUUCGCGGUGGCCGGACACACCAGAAGGGUGGAGAGCAGUGACUGAGGAAUACAGCGAGAAGCUGAUGGGGCUGGCAUGCAAAUUGUUGGAAGUGUUGUCUGAGGCAAUGGGGUUAGAGAAGGAUGCUUUGACAAAUGCAUGUGUUGAUAUGGACCAGAAGAUUGUGGUCAAUUACUACCCGAAAUGCCCUGAACCUGAUCUCACACUCGGUCUCAAACGCCACACCGAUCCUGGCACCAUCACCUUGCUGCUUCAGGACCAGGUCGGUGGACUUCAGGCCACCAGGGACAAUGGUAAAACCUGGAUCACUGUUCAGCCUGUGGAGGGUGCUUUUGUCGUCAAUCUUGGAGACCAUGGUCACUAUCUGAGCAAUGGAAGGUUCAAGAAUGCUGAUCACCAAGCAGUGGUAAACUCGAACCACAGUCGUUUGUCAAUAGCCACGUUUCAGAACCCUGCACCAAAUGCAACUGUGUACCCUUUGAAGGUGAGAGAGGGAGAGAAAGCUGUGAUGGAGGAACCGAUCACUUUUGCUGAAAUGUACAGGCGGAAAAUGAGCAAGGAUCUUGAGAUGGCAAGGAUAAAGAAGCUGGCUAAGGAAACGCAAGUGCAGGACCUUGACAAGGCAAAGCUAGAAUCCAAGACUCUGAAGGAAAUUCUUGCUUAAUUAAUUAGUCUUCAAAGUUACUUUAAAAUAAUUAUCAUUUCCUACUACUAGUUUGGUGCUUUUAGCAUUCUUUUAAGGGCCAUGGAUCCUCAUCUGUGUUUUUCUGUCUUUUUAGUUUGAACCUGUCGAGAUGUUUUGUUCUCUUUUCUUUGUAUCUAGGAUCCAAGGCGGUUUAUGUACACCUUACUAUAUCUAAAUGGAAAUAAAUGGCACUGCUUCUAUCA